AUGUCUGGUUGGUCAACUCUGCUCUCAUGCCAGCCCAAGACGCAGCAGGGUUCGGGCGAGGCCGAAGUCUCGCAACCAUGGAGUUUCUUGAUAUCAGACAUGCUACAAAGGGCGCGCAACGUGAAGAGUAGUAUGACGAAUCGCGCUACUGCAGGAGACGAGACGCUUUUUCGGGCAGAGUGUGUGUACUCGGUUGUCCUCGGUUGCAUGCCGAUAAUCCUUGGGCCGACGAGAGAGAGGGUACAAGAAGCCGGUGUGAGUCAGCGGCUGCAGGACGAGAGUCCCCCGUCAGCCCUGUCGGCAUGUCAGGCUGAUCGAGAGGCGGACAGGCGUCACGGCCGUGGGCAUGUGACGGGAACCGUUGUUGGUGUUGGUGUUGCUGUUGACAGGAGUGAUCACUUAUGGCAAGACAUUGUCGGAUGGAAGGAGGGGAGAGAGAUAGACUUGGUGGGCCGACCCGACUGGAGUUGAAGCACCGACAAAGGCGAUACACUGUUACCCGUUAGGGAGCCGCCGUUGGACCUUCUAGCGCCACCCACCCCAGCCGGUUUGUUAGCUUCCAGGGACUGGGCCACCACAGACCUUCCAACCCGGCCCAUUUCUUAGCUGCUAACUUACCUUAUCCUUCUAUUGGACGGCUUACACAUCACAUCACUCAACUUCUCCAUAUCCAACCUCUUUGGGGAACGUCCAACCUUCCACUGAAGCUCAGAUGUGCCUGUGAACUGCCAAAUCAUCAAGAAAUGAUACUGAAAUGCGCGAAAGAAUCCACUAUAGGUAUUCAGGGCGUUAGGCGGGUAACUGCGGGAAGUUGCCCCAGUCUCAUUGACGGGCUUAACGCCGCCGCUGCGCGUUCCUUCAUGCUCUGGAUAUGUUAUUUAGAAUCAUUUGGAGUUUGUCAUCAGUCCCGAGGCCCGGAGAGUGUAAUGAACGCCGAGUCACCGGUUCCUGUUUGCCAAAAAGACCCAAUACCUACCAAGUCCAUAGCCAGUCAACAUCACACUCACUGGAGUGACGUGCCAGUCAAAGGCUCUUACUCAGACUCGGACGCCUAGCCGCUCAC
Molecule: messenger RNA, 1063 nt
Organism: Colletotrichum destructivum
Lineage: Eukaryota; Fungi; Ascomycota; Sordariomycetes; Glomerellales; Glomerellaceae
Exons: 1
Coding region: 1-471 (156 amino acids)
Source: RefSeq, a predicted model, not a curated record